AUGGAGAAAUCUCCAACAAUCAUAGCCUCAUCUGGAUCAGAGCAAUAUGAGAGCCAACCAGCUCGGCAGAAAGAAUCGCAGAUUGAGCAAGGCGGACGACCGCAGCCUUCAUCUGCAGAAGAUACCCUGGCAUUAGGGCCUCACAAUCAUGGUGAUAAAACUGCAACUCACGAUAACGUCAGAAAGAUUACUGGCAUCAGAUGGUUUCUUCUUUGUUCAGCCCUAUAUGCCACUGCCUUAUUAUACGGGCUUGAUACCACCAUCGCAGCGGACGUUCAGAGCGCGGUCAUUGAGACAUUCGAAGAUAUUUCACAGCUUGCGUGGCUUGGCGCCGGAUUUACUCUGGGCUCCGUGGCAGUCAUUUUACCAUACGGAGCACUUUACAGCAUGUUCUCCUUGAAGUAUCUCUACAUUGCAGGAGUUGUCCUCUUCAAGUUGGGCUCUGUACUCUGCGGCGCCGCACCAUCUAUGAAUGUUCUCAUCGUUGGACGUGUUAUCGCUGGAAUGGGCGGGACAGGAUUAUACCUUGGCGUUUUGAACCACAUCUCUGCAUUUGCCACUCGUGAAGAAAGGGGAACCUAUAUCAAUGGCAUCGGAUUUGUAUGGGGUGUUGGUGCCUGCUUAGGUCCUGUUAUCGGCGGCCUCUUUUCCGUCUCAAAGGCUACAUGGCGUUGGGGUUUUUACAUCAAUCUUGUCAUUGGAGCAGCGACUGCUCCCAUCUACAUAUUCAACCUCCCCAAUGUUCAUCCCGUUCGAGGAAUCUCACUCUGGGAUCGAAUAAAGAGCAUUGACUACGUUGGAAGCGUACUCAGUAGUGGAUUAUGGGUGGCGUUUUCGUUGGCCUUUGUCUUCGCUGGCGGUGCCUGGAGAUGGCAAGAUGGGCGCACCAUUGCCACAAUCAUAGUCUUCGGAUUGCUUACUGUGUUGUAUAUGGUGCAGCAAUAUUAUUGUAUCUUCACCACGCCGGAGACCCGCUCAUUUCCUGUUCACUUGCUUCGGUCCAGGUCACAGAUUCUUACCGCCGUCUGCUCCGCGGCCUCUUAUUCGGCACUUUACAUACCGACUUACUUCAUUCCCAUCUACUUCCAAUUCGUUCAAAAUGACACAGCGCUGAAGGCUGCGGUUCGACUUCUUCCCUUUCUCCUUGUAGCUGUGGCCUUCAAUCUUGCGAGUGGUUAUCUACUCGCCAAACUCAAAUACUACAUGCCUAUGUAUUUGGUAUCAGGAAUACUUAUUACAGUGGGAGGAUCGCUGUUAUAUGUAUACUUGAAACCUGAAACGCCCACUGCUAGCAUUUACGGCAUUAGUGUUGUGCUUGCCGUAGGAACAGGCUUGACGAUGCAGAUAGGAUAUGCAGUGGCUACACUGAAAGUCACGCCGGAAGAUGUCGCCAAGUCGCUUAGCAUGCAGAAUGUGAGCCAGAUGGGCGGUACAACCAUUGCCCUUAUCAUUGCUGUUCUUGUCUUUGAAUCUGCUGCUGUACGUAAUGUUUCGGGAGUGCUGGAAGGCCAAGGUUUCUCGGACGCGCAGAUUCGCGCCAUUAUUGCCGGAGCUCAGAGUACAUUAUUCGAAGAUCUAAGCGAUGACAUGAAGAGGAACGUCAUUCUUGCCAUCACGAAAGCAAUGCAGACUCCAUUCAUCUUGGUCAUUGUGUCUGGGGCAGUUGAUGUGAUCUCUAGUUUUGCGAUGAAGAGGGAGAAGUUGUUUGGAGAGAUUGUGGCUGUUGGCUAG
Molecule: messenger RNA, 1731 nt
Organism: Trichoderma breve
Lineage: Eukaryota; Fungi; Ascomycota; Sordariomycetes; Hypocreales; Hypocreaceae
Product: major facilitator superfamily domain-containing protein
Exons: 1
Coding region: 1-1731 (576 amino acids)
Biological process (GO): transmembrane transport
Molecular function (GO): transmembrane transporter activity
Source: RefSeq, a predicted model, not a curated record